Molecule: messenger RNA, 4060 nt
Organism: Rhopilema esculentum
Lineage: Eukaryota; Metazoa; Cnidaria; Scyphozoa; Rhizostomeae; Rhizostomatidae
Source: RefSeq, a predicted model, not a curated record
AAAACUUAGGUCAUGAACCUUACGGACCUAGCGAAGCAGCUAAGGGUCUACUGUAAGAAAAGCUUUUUCUAUAUAGCCCUCAGAUGUUUAUCUUGCAAGGAAAAAUUUGUAACUUGAAUCUGCAAACAGCCUCUUUGGAAUUUGGAAGCUUUUUAGAUCGAAGAUGGGGGUAAUAAAAAUAUUUUUAAAUCUGCUUGUCAAAUAGCUCGUUUAUAAAGCUUUUUUUCUAAUUCGUUUGUAAAAUGAAAAAUUUUGCAAGUCGAUACUGAGGUAGAAAUAUUUUUAGAAUUCUUCAUUGUAGUGUAAAAUGAUUUAUCAUGGAUAUACUGUAUAGAAAUGAUUGGAGGGUGGGGGCUUAUAAAGAAUUUUCAUUUCCAAAGUGGUGGCUUAUUCGAUAGGAGUGGCUUAUAUAAGAUAAGGCCAACUUGAGGAUUCACGGUAUUUACUAAUAUUUAAUAGAUUUUACUCAGGGGCGGCGCUGGGGGGUAUUCAAGGUAUUCGUGAAUACUAGUUUUUUUUCCAAAUGUGGGCUUUGUAGGCGAAUUAAAUUUCUCCAUCAAAACAAUCAAAAAGGUGUAAAGAGUUUAGCCCUGGAGAAGGAACACUGUCGUGACUCAUUUUCGUAGUAUGAUUUUUCUAGAAUAUUGCUCUGGCGCCACAUGCAAGGCUAUCUUUAAUCCCCUGUUGUUUCCGGAGGCGGCGGCUCAGUAUUCAGUGGCCAUCCUGAAUAUGUUCGCAUUGUUUUCGUGACCCAAAGUGACGUCAGUGAUCAAAGAACCAGCGGUGCUUUACAAAAGGGUCUCUGAAGGGAAAGUAUUCAGUUUUUCUCUGAAUACCUUGAGCAAGUCAUCUUUCCUCGUUAUACAGAUAUCAUGAAUCGCAUUUUGGAUACUCAACACCGUUGGAGUGUUUCGAAAAUUUUUGAACUUCGGUCAGUGCAAAGAGGAACUUUAACACACGAACAACGACUUCGUUUGAAAAAAGAAGGAAGACCUUGUCCAAGAAUUAACUAUAAUGGUAGAACAAGUGAAACUGUGUAUGAGGGGUUUUCAUGGAUUUGCGGGGCUGUAAAUGAAGAUGGAAAAGAAACUUUUUUCUGCUGGCCAUGCCUAGUUAUGGGGGACAUUUCAAAAAUGAAGGUAUCAUUUGUUCAAAAGAGUGGUUACAACUCUGGUCGCUCAAAUCUUUGGAACCUUGCCACUGGCCAUCAGUCUUCUAAGAAGCAUAUAAUGUACCACACUGCCUAUCAGCUUCUAGGGAAUGUAAACAUUGCCUGUGCCCUAGAUGAAGCAACAGGAAAAGCUGUAGCGAAGCAUAACAAAACUGCAGAGAGGUACAGGAGAAUGCUACACUAUCACAUUGACAUUGUUAUUUUCCUUGCAGCCCAAGGCCUUGGUUUCCGAGGUCAUGAUGAGUCCGCUACCUCAUCAAACAGAGGUAAUUUCAUAGAGCUCAUGGAUCUUUUAGCACAUUAUAGCCAGGAACUGCGAUCUUUCUUGGAUAAAGAACGUGUUACCUACACAUCUCACGAUCCUCAAAAUGAGCUAAUAGACUGUAUAGCUGAAGAGGUUCGCAGUGAAAUUCGACACAGAAUUAGCCAUUCAAAGUAUCUAGCAGUGAUGAUGGACGAUACCAGUGAUUGCAGCAACGUAGAGCAGUCUGCAGUGUCGAUUAGACUUUUGCAUGAUGGAAAGGUGGAAGAGCAUUUGCUGGGUCUAAUUGAUUCCUCAGAAGAUCAGUCAGCAGAAGGUCUGACAAAAGUUCUGCUAAGUACACUUUCGAAAUUUGAGGUAACACCUGAAAACAGUAAAGACAAGCUAAUUGGACAGUCAUACGAUGGAGCCCCUGCAAUGAGUGGACACCUUAAUGGAGUUCAAGCUCGGAUGCUUGAGCUUUUUCCAGUGGCUUACUAUAAUCAUUGCGUCGCCCAUCGAAUGUCAUUAUGUGCAUCAAGGUCAGCAAACAAAAUUCCACGUGUAGCGAAAUUUUUUGGAACCACCGAUAAAAUUGUGACAUUCUUCCGAAGCAGUCCUAAACGAGCAAAUCAUCUUGGACAUAACCUGCCUAAGCCUGGGGACACUCGUUGGUUAUCACGCGACUCGGCAAUUCGAGUGAUUGACAAUUGCUACGAAACCAUUGGAACAGUUUUAUUUGAAAUUGCCAAUGACAGGAAAGAAAAGGCCGAAACUCAAAGUUUGUCGAGAGGCUUAGGGAUUCAAAUACAAGCGAUUGAAUUUAUAUUUAUGCUUAAACUAUAUCGAAAAAUUUUCGAGUACUGUACGCCUAUGAUUACAGUGAUGCAACGGCCAACAUUAGAUCCCGUUAUCGUCAAGUCAAUGUUGAAUGACUUUCAUACGGCCUUAAAUGAUUUUGAUUUCAAUCAAAUUUGGGAGGAUAGUAUGCAGUUAGACCCAAUAAUCCCGACAGUUCGUGCCAGAGUUGGGUGGAGGAAUAUGGAGGCAGCCAUAAAUGGCCCGGAAAACUGGAAGAUUUCCCUUGUUGAACUCGGGAAAGAAAUAGUGACAAUGUUUUUAUCACAACUAGCCUGGCGCUUUUCAAACCUUGAGAAAUUUAAGUGGAUUAACCUAGUUCACCCCACAAAGUUUUUUGAGAGGAAGUUCGCAAAUUCUAGUGAACAACGAGCUUUACUAGCCGAGCUGCGACAGCUCUACCCAUUUGCUGUUACGGACCCUGUGGCAACCGAGUAUAACCUCAAUGUUUUAUACAACAACUCUGAAAUAGCUAUUCUGCUAAAGAAAGUUGUCCGGGAUAGAGAUGAGAUCAUUUCAAGAAAACUCACGAGUUUCAAAAAGUUGCAAACUGCAGACAGAGAGGAAAGUAAUUUGGUUGAAACUGAAGAAAUCGAAGAAAGAGAUGAAUUUCAACCAGAGCAGCCAACUGGCGAAAUAGAGACCGUCCCAGAAGGAAUUGCGUCUAUACAAGACCUUUUAACGGUGAUAAAAGGCGCACAGCUUGAAGAUGCCCUUCCACAAGCUGUUCAUUUGCUUGAGCUGGCAGUUGUUAUUCCACUGACAAGUGUGCAUUGCGAGCGUGUAUUCAGCAGAAUGAAGAGGGUGAUUUCAAGCAGCAGGGCGAAUAUGAUGCAAACUAGAAAGAACAAUCUUGUUUUCUUACAAGUGGAACAUGAAUUGUUAAGAAAUCUUGCCAAAAAUUCAUCUUUUAAGGAUGUCAUUGUAGAUAGAUUUAAAGUUUGUAACCAGCGGAGAUAUGAUAGAUUUUCAAAGAAGUAAAUAGACUGUUUCAAGCGAACAUUUGUGACAUUUUGUGAAGUUUUUUAGAUAUUUUGAAAUAAUUGAUAACAAAAUAUAGACUCUUCAGUGAAUUAGUAUCGAAAACAUCUUUCUCAAUUUCCAAAAAGGUGUGGCAUUUUGGGCGUGGCUUUUGCUAGUUACCUUGAAUACCAAUCGAAUUUUGCUCCCAGCCGCCCCUGAUUUUACUGUUAACUUGUUUUUUGUAUGUAACGCUUGAUGCUGUAGAAGAACAGUAGUACACAAUUUGCCUUUUUUCUCGCAUUAAAUUUAAACUCUUGUACAGCAGCUUAGAAACUGCUCGUCGUGCUAACACUACUUAGCCUUUUCGUGUAAAGUUAAUAUUUUUAGUCAAUAAUUGUAUCCUAACGGGAUGGUAUUCAAUUAAUGGAAAUAUUUCAGUUAAUUCUAAAUGGUAAUAUGUAUAUGAAAAUUUGAGGGAAAUCACUUUCCUAUAGAUUUUUUAAAUAAAUAUCGUAGAUACAAAUGGCAGUAGUUUAGAGAAAGAGAGAAUCAGCUGAGUAGAUUUUGCUCUUGGAAUGCGGAACAUUUGUGGCCUGAGAAGCAUGAAAUAUUCCUGAGAUGCAAGAUGUGCCUAAAAUAUCAGAAAAUAUAUCAAUAGAUGAUUGCUGAAAUUGAAAUAGUUUAGGUGAAAAUCUACAAGAUAGAAAUUAAUCGCUAUGUUAUCCUCGUAUAUAUCAGUUUUAAGGUGAUCUCAAGAUAGAGUAUAUCUUCAAUCAAUCUUUGUUAGUCUCCUUUAUGUCUCUCCAUUAUCGCUCCGAUAUUUCUAU